UCUCUUUCGGUGUGUCUCUUUCCCUCUCACACGAGAGAUUUUCGAGAACUAGGGUUUCUGUUUCUUCCAUAUAAGAUAGCCUACCCUAGGGUUGCAAAUCCUUUCAGACCUUUUCUACGUUUAUUUCUUUUCAGAUUUCUUGUUGACUUUCUGCAUCUCGUUCGUCUCCAACUCCUGAGAUUCCAAGCUUUUUGAUCAUCGAGAAGGCUUUUUAUCUCAACUGUAUCAAUGCCUCCACGAACGGUGAAGAGGGGAGGGGCCGCAGCUGGGUCCAGAAAGACGCCCAGAGCGACUAAAACGCCUCCGAAGUCCCGAAAUCAGUCUGAAGUUGCUGAAGAAACGGCGAAGGCCGAAGAGUUUCCGGUCUCUAUUGUUGAAGUUGAUGAAGAGACGAAGGUGGAGGAGGUUAAAGUGGUGAAUGCUGAGGUUAAACAGGAGGUGAAGCCUUCUGAACCUGAAGUUCAGCCAAAACCUGAGGCAAACGGAUCUGUUUCUGUUGAAGAAAAAGUUGAUAUUAAGGAGUCCUUUGAGGAAGACGACAAAGGUGAGCGGUUAGAACUGGAUGAUAAUGAGCCUGAAUACGAAGCCGAAGAAGAUGGUGGGGUGUAUUAUUAUGAGAAGGAAGUCGACCAUGAGGAUGCUCAGGAGGGGGAGGAUGAAGAUGUGAAAGAGGCGGAGGGUGAUGCAGGUGAAGAAGAGGAGGGUGAUAUGGUUGAGGAAGAAAUGGAAGAUGAAACUGAGGAAAUUGAAGGUCAAGAGGACAAUGAGAAUGUAGAGGAAGAACAUGAAGAGAUCUUUUACGAAGAGGAAGAUGAGCAUCAUGAAGUUGUUAAGGAAAGACGCAAAAGAAAGGAGUUUGAGAUAUUUGUUGGAGGCUUGGACAAGGAUGCGACUGAGGAUGAUCUGAGGAAAGUCUUCAAUGAAGUAGGUGAAGUUACUGAAGUCAGGCUGAUGAUGAACUCUCUGACAAAGAAGAACAAGGGUUUUGCAUUCUUACGUUUUGCUACUGUUGAACAAGCGAAACGGGCAGUUACAGAACUGAAGAACCCAGUGGUCCAUGGGAAACAAUGUGGUGUGACUCCAAGUCAAGACAGUGACUCCCUUUUCUUGGGUAACAUAUGCAAGACAUGGACAAAGGAAGCUUUGAAAGAGAAGUUGAAACAUUAUGGAGUUGAGAAUAUUGAUGAUUUGAUAUUGGUCGAAGACAGUAACAAUGAGGGAAUGAAUCGUGGAUUUGCUUUCCUAGAGUUUUCUUCUCGUUUAGAUGCCAUGGAUGCUUACAAACGUCUUCAGAAGAGGGAUGUUGUCUUUGGAGUUGAUAGGCCUGCAAGGGUUUCUUUUGCAGAAUCUUUUAGUGAGCCUGAUGAUGAGAUAAUGGCACAGGUUAAGACGAUAUUUGUGGAUGGUAUCCCUGCUUCAUGGGAUGAAGACCGUGUCAAGGAGCAUCUAAAAAAGUUUGGUGUGAUCGAGAAGAUUGAACUUGCCCGUAACAUGCCAUCAGCCAGGAGAAGAGAUUUUGGUUUUGUUACUUUUGAUACUCAUGAUGCAGCGGUGGCAUGUGCUGAAGGGAUUAACAAUGCAGACUUGGGCAAGGGUGACAAUAAGGUUAAAGUUAGAGCGAGAUUGUCACGACCACGUCAUGGAGGUAAAGGGAUGCAUGCUAUUCAUGGAGAUUAUCAGCUUGGAAGAGGUAUCUCCCGAGCUGCAAGGGGUCCCUGGGUCCACCCUGCUCCUAGGAGCUUUGCUGGGCGAGGUGCUAGAGGAAUUGGUGGACAUGUGGCUCUGGCUGCCACUCGUGGAUUCAAGAGGCCAUUGCUAUUUAGAGAUAGACGCCCUGUUAUGGCUAUGCCAGAUAAAGUUAGACCGUUGCCUCCCCAAGCGAGGUCUUUUGUCAGGAGAGCUCCUGUUUCUUCAUAUUCAAGAGGCAGCUCUAAGAGGGAUUAUGGUAGGCAUGAGGAGCUUCCUCCAAGAAGCAGAGGUGCUGCAGAUUAUGGUUCUCGAGUUGCUGCCGAGAGGCGCUUCUCCUACAGAAAUGAGAGUGAUUACCGUAGAUCUGGCUAUCCUGAAGAUGGACCACGAGGUUCUUCUCGCACUACAGCAGGGAGGCCCUAUGUAGAUGAAAGUUAUGCUAGGAGGUUUGAAAGGCCUCCUCCUUCAAAUUACCGUGAAGGGCGUGCCCGUGAUUAUGACUCAAUCUCUGGAUCUAAACGCCCAUACUCAGCAUUGGAUGAUGUGCCUCCACGUUAUGCUGAACCCAGUGUCCGUCAGUCGAAGGCUCGUUUGGAUUAUGGAGUUGGUAGCAGUGCUUCUCAAUAUGGUGAUGCUUACAGCGAGAGGCUUGGGAGAUCUCAUAUAGGAUAUGGAAGCAGCAGGAGUUCUCUAUCUGGUCAAGAGUCGGAUGGACUUUAUGGCAGCCGUCAGAGUUUGGGUUAUGGUGGAGGUUCUUAUGAUGGUAAUGAUGUUGGUGAAAUGUAUUCAUCGAGCUUUGGUAGUGAUUACAUGUCACGUGGACCUGAUAUUGGUGGUAGUUCAUAUUCAUCAUUGUAUUCAAGUCGUGGCUUGGGUGGUAGUGGUUAUCUGGGAGGUGGUGGUUCUGGAUCAUACUAUUGAGAUUUAAAAUGGCAAGAACCUGCUAUAGGCUGCAGUUAUUUGAAGCUUACACAUGAUGAUGCCUACGGCCUUUGGAAAGAAAGCAAAUUACCAAGCAUGUACAUUCUGUGUGUUAGUCUGAGGUGAAUGGAUUAUGAGUUUGAGUUAUUCAAUGGAAGAACUGUACAGCUUUGAGCUAUGUUGGACUUCAGAGGUGUGCUCAUUAGCCCUACUUCAUGCUGCAAGGACAUUCAAGUUAUUUGGAGUUCAAAUUUAGAUGGCCCGGUUUGUGGUAUUUAUGAAAUGGAUAUUUAAUUGUCCCCAUAAGAACACCUGAUGGACAGAGAGGUUGUAUUAUGCAUUAAAAGUUUCAAUGGGCAAAAUAUUUGAUAUGCAUAAAAAGCUUGAUGUGCUGCAGAUUUGGUUGUUGGCCUUCUAGGUCACUACAUUAUUGAAAAUCCUGGUUUUAAGUUUUGUUUGGGAAUGCAAGAAAGGAAUCACUGCACAGAAUACUCUUGUCGGUCAUAUUGCCUGAGAAUGUAGAAGUAAUUUUCAGUGAGUUGACAACAACUAUUUGGUGUACCACUCGAGUCUUUGGAUUUGAAAAUUUUUCUUCAUUCCAAGCUAUAGUGUAAUUAAGUAUGGGAUUAGUGAACCAAGACAUACUCUUUGGCAUGUCCUCUUGCUGGGGUUUGAAGGGAGGAAUUGCUAGCACAAAGACUUAACUUGUCAAAUGUUUUACUGGUCAAGGGCCUUAAUGAUGGAUGAUUGUUGCCACACUCUGGUUCAUGUGUGGCAAUUGUAAAAUCUGAACUUGUGGACCAGGGUAAAUGGACAUUGAGGCCUUUCCAUGUGCUAAAUGUUUGGUUCACAGAGGAAGUAACAGAUGCUGGAAAUAAUAUGAACAUAUGGAGCUGAUGAAGUCAUCCGUACUAAGAUCAUUGCUUGCCAAACAUGUAAGCAUAUUUUAAGUGUAGCCUUUGGACUGCAUCUCUAGUUUUCUAAAUUAGGAGUGUAGGAAUAUGUGUUCACUUACUUUCCAAGAGAUAAGUUUAAUUUUCUAGUUAGACUAGAUCUUUAGUUUCCUAAAUAGGAGUUAGAUUAGGAUUGGUUUCCCCAUUCUUCCUAUGUACUUGAUCUACUUAUUAUAAAUAUAUGAUGGAGGGAGACUGUCAGUGAAUACAUCUAUUGCUCCUCUUCCCUGCCGUCUCUCUACUUUUUACUCA
Macadamia integrifolia is the source of this 3815-nucleotide messenger RNA. RefSeq names its product heterogeneous nuclear ribonucleoprotein Q-like. Gene Ontology annotation, cellular component: nucleus. Gene Ontology annotation, molecular function: mRNA binding. The record is from RefSeq and is a predicted model, not a curated record. The transcript is spliced from 12 exons. NCBI's taxonomy places the organism in Eukaryota, Viridiplantae, Streptophyta, Magnoliopsida, Proteales, Proteaceae. Bases 229 to 2610 code for a protein of 793 amino acids.